Messenger RNA from Lotus japonicus, 1486 nucleotides. RefSeq names its product elongator complex protein 4. Gene Ontology annotation, cellular component: elongator holoenzyme complex; cytoplasm; transcription elongation factor complex. Gene Ontology annotation, biological process: tRNA wobble uridine modification. Lineage: Eukaryota; Viridiplantae; Streptophyta; Magnoliopsida; Fabales; Fabaceae. The transcript is spliced from 9 exons. Bases 205 to 1287 code for a protein of 360 amino acids. The record is from RefSeq and is a predicted model, not a curated record.
UCUUCACACUUGACUGCAGUCACGACCUUUCUCUCUUCUCUCAUUCAGAAAAAAAGAAAGGGGAGAAAUGAGAAUGAAACGGAAGUUGGAACCCUAACUCCACUACUCCAGUCCAGUCGAUUCCUGAUUCCUCAAUUGAUCAAUUGGAACUCAAUCUUCAGGGGUCAAUAGUGGCCAUAUUUUGAAGUCUUGAGUUGAUGCAGAAUGGCUGCAACCAGGAGUCGAGUUAGUAGCUUUUCUCGGAAUGUGUCAACUGCAACAUCUCAGAAUCCGGGGCUCAAGCAUGGCCCUAACGGGACCACGUUCAUCUCAUCCGGGAUUCCGGAUCUUGACAAGAUUUUAGGUGGUGGUUUUUCCCUCGGUAGCCUUGUCAUGAUUAUGGAAGAUGCUGAGGCACCGCAUCAUAUGCUUCUAUUGAGAAAUUUUAUGUCUCAAGGACUUGUACACAGACAGCCACUCUUGUAUGCUAGUGCAUCUAGAGACCCUAAAGGAUUUCUCGGCACUUUGCCUAGUCCAGGGUCAUCCAAAGAGGAUAAAUCUCGGGAUCUUGGCCAUGAAAAGGAUCUGAGAAUUGCUUGGCAGUACAAGAAGUACUUUGGUGAGCCUCAGCUAAAUGUCAACUCUAAUAAUGGUGGUCAGCACGAUUACUGCAAUGAUUUUGACUUGCGAAAGCCCUUGGAUAGGCAUUUUUUUGGUGGCAUGAAUGUAGAUUGUGUUAGCUUCCAAGAUUCUCCAAACCUUGCUACUCUUCAAGAUCGUUGUGCUGGAUUUCUCGCUCAAUGCUCAAGAAAUGAAGGCGGCACUUCCCCUGCUGGUCGUAUUGCAAUUCAAUCAUUCUGUUCUCCACAGUGUAAAUAUGCAAACAAUGAGUGGCAUAUUCUUUCCUUUAUUAGGUCACUGAGAGGCAUGGCCCGUUCUUCAAAUGCUGUUGUUGUUGUAACAUUUCCACCUUCACUUCUAUCUCCAUCUUGUUCAAAAAGAUUGCAGCAUAUGGCGGACACCUUGCUAUCUGUCAAAGCAAUUCCAGAUGAAGACAAGGAACUGGCGAAACUCCUAACUGGUUACCAAGACAUGGUUGGGUUUUUAAAUGUACAUAAAGUUGCACGGUUAAAUACACAGGUUCCUGUGAUUCUUGAGGCCACAACAUUCUCAAUAAAGUUACAGAGACGAAGGUUUUUGGUUUUAGAUUGUCUAAACCAAGCCCCAGUUGACGGUUCAAGCGGGAGUUCGUAUGGCACAUUGGGUGGCUGUUCUGGGUCAACUAAAGCUGGGUCACUUGAUUUUUAGAUUAUACCUUGUUUAUCACUUAAAAUUGCACCACCCCAGCAAUAGUCUUAGCUCGUGAAAUGUAUUCUUUUACUAGCAUUUUUGUUGUUCCUUUCUCUUUGUUCUUUUCAUAAUCAGCAUGUUUUACCAUUGAUUCAUCUCCAAUGUAUAGAUACGUUCUUUAAAAGAGAGCAUAUAUGAAGCAGUGAUUCUUACACGA